UAACAAACACUUGCAAUAAGCGCCAUCGACCAGCUUAGGCUACUUCAGAAGCGAUUUAUAUUCCUUGAUAUUCUAUUUGUAGUGUGUUGUUGACCCAAAAUCGCUACACUCCAUGUUGUCUUGUUUGACAGCUUUUUGAGUUCUCACCAAAUAUUCUGGUGUUCUCCAAAAUAUCGACCAUCAAUCGACCAUGUUAUGUAUGGCCAGCCCAUGGCAUGACACAGGUAGGUAAUCUUCGUGAAAAUGACGAAUCUGCGAAUGACAACAUCUGGAGCUCUAGGUGGGCAGAGCCCAUAGACAGUAAAGGCAGAGCCAGAGCUUUAUUAAAAUUCAGUGACGUAAGCAAUCCUCACCAGCCAACAUGCUUUUUAGCCAAACUGGAACACGGGAUGUCUCUGUCGAUUCUUGUCUGGGACCAUGAAAGCCAUUUGCAGUAUACAUUCUGGACCAAUGAAAUAGCUUAAUCGAACUUGUAGCGAUCCGGUAGCAGUGCGCGAUGCGUUAGCCUGUAUUUCAACACUCAAUGUGGUAUGUGACAAGACAAUAGUUAAUGUUUACUUUCUAGCUUUUGGCAAUUAGCUGUCGCUAGCUCAUCGUUCUAGCUCGCUAUCCAGCUUCCCACAGUGACACACAAAGGUGGCAUUUCAGUAGUUUAAGGCAAUGGUAAUAUUAACAUUUAGUUUGCACGCGUAAAGUUAAACAGGACACUUGUAUGACAGCUAACGUGACAGUGUCAGUGACAAGUUGAAUUGCACAAUGUCAAGUACUCCCGAAUCAAGGCGUGUCGGCUCGGUGGUAUCAGACCCACAGCAUUCCCGGAAGAUUCUGACGGCCCUUCGAUCCUUCCAGUUAGAGCAGUGUUUUCAAGAUGCAGUUUUGGUAAUCGACGACGAAGAAAUUCCUGUCCAGAAAAACAUACUUGCAGCCGCCAGUCCAUACAUAAGGACCAAGCUGAACUACAAUCCACCUAAAGAAGAUGGUUCGGUGUACCGGAUUGAGCUUCAGGGUGUGUCUAGCCCCAUCAUGAAGCAGAUUCUGGAUUACAUUUUCACUGGCGAGGUGUCUCUGAGCGAGGAGACCAUCCAGGACAUGGUGCAGGCGGCCGACCUGCUGCUGCUGACCGACCUAAAGGGGCUGUGCUGCCAGUUCCUGGAGAGCUGCAUCGCGGCGGAGAACUGUGUGGGCAUCCGGCUGUUCGCGCUGCACUAUUGCCUGCAUCACGUUCACCACGUCGCCACCGAGUACCUGCAGACGCACUUCCGCGACGUAGCCGCCAGCGAGGAAUUCCGUGAGCUGCCCCCCGAGCGCCUGUGCGAGCUACUGGCCAUGGAGAAGCUCAACGUGGGCAACGAGAAGCAUGUGCUGGAGGCUGUGGUGCGCUGGCUGAAGCACGACCUGGAGGCCAGGCGGGUCCACAUGAAGGAAGUGAUGUCGUCGGUGUGGGUGCAGGGGCUGGAUGCAGGGUACCUACGAGAUCAGAUGAUGGCUGACCCCCUAAUGAGGGAGGUGAUCGGGGAGUGCUGCAGUGACGCACUGGCAGGGAACAGCCAGCAGGGGGAAGCCAUGCUCGCCGCUUUCAAACCGCGGGGCUACUCUGAGUGCAUAGUUACUGUAGGAGGAGAGGACAGGGGCACACGGAAGCCUCUGCCAGUGGUGCGCGGCAUGUGCCCCCUGUACGACCCCAACCGGCAGGUGUGGAUCGACCUGGAGCCUAUGAGCGUGGGCCGCGUUGGGCAUGGAGUGGUCGCAGCAGAGGGCUACCUGUUUGCAGUGGGUGGGAUGGAUGACACCAAAACCGUGCUGAGCAGUGGGGAGAAAUACGACCCGGAACUCAACACUUGGAGUCCCAUACCCCCUAUGAAACAGGCUCGUCAGCACUUUGGUAUAGUUGAACUGGAUGGGUUGGUAUAUGUGCUAGGGGGAGAGAGUGAGGAUUGUGAGCUGCUCACCGUGGAGGUGUAUGAUCCACACUUCAACACCUGGACUACACUUCCUGAUAUGACCAUGGUUCGUAAGAUUGGCUGCUACGCCACCAUGAGGAAGAAGAUCUAUGCCAUGGGUGGAGGCUCAUACGGCAAGCUGUACGACUCAGUGGAGUGCUACGACCCUAAAAUGCAACAGUGGACUGCCCUCUGCCCCCUCAAAGAGAGAAGGUUUGGCUCUGUGGCCUGUGGCGUGGGACAGGAGCUGUAUGUCUUUGGUGGUGUGAGGAGUCGUGACACAGAUAAUCCAGAGUCCAGUCAGAUGACCACCUGCAAAUCUGAGUUCUACCACGACGAGCUGAAAAGGUGGAUGUAUCUGGAUGACCAGAGUCUCUGUGCCCAGACCAGUUCGUCCUUUGUGUACGGAGCCGUUCCUAUUGGGGCCAGCAUCUACGUGGUGGGAGACCUGGACACUGGGACUGCGUAUGACUACGUGCGGGAGUUUCGCCGCAGCACGGGCACUUGGCAUCGCACCAAGGCGAUGGUGACCUCUGACCUCUGUAAGACAGGCUGUGCCUCGCUGCGUUUCGCCAACUGCAAGCUGUUCCGCCUGCAGCUCAAGCAGGGCCUGUUCCGGAUCCGCGUUCCCUAACAAGCAGUUCACCAUAGGAAAAGUGGCGCACCACCACCAUCAUCACCAUCAAUUACUCACUCACCCCCACCACCACCCCCUCUGUAUAACAUCAGUCGGAAAUGAUGCAAGUAUAGUGUGGUAUUGCUAGUAUAGUGUGUCAUUGCUUUGAAAACGGGCAAUUUUCGGGAUAGGGAUUUUGGAAUGUGAUUGGGAGUGGGAAAGUAAGUUAAGUUCACUUGUGACCAGUGGGAGACCUAAAAUGUUUAUGAGUAGUGUUGCAAUGCUGGGUCGUUGGGUGCUUGCUAAUCGGCGGGUUGGUAAUAGUUUUGGCACGUAAUCUGAAUAUCUUCCACGUCGACUUUUAGUCCAGGAAGGUUUGGGUAUUUGCAUUGGAAAAAAAGAAAUGGCUUGCUACGUAACCACAGCAAAACAAGGGUUGGGCUUCUCUGCUAUAUUCAUGGUACCCCAUGGUUCAUUGUGGGUUACGGGUGCAAUUAUCAGGGACUGGUGCAUGCUGACUUCUGACAGGGCUUAAGAAAGGCUGGGGAAGAACAGAUCAUUUCGGGAAGAGAUGACAAAAUUAUGCCACUCAAGUGUGGCUCAACCCAAGAUAGAAGAUUUUUUUUUAAGAAGGGGAAAUGUAUGGGGAUGGGAUAAUUUGAAACCAGCAAUGAUCACUUUUUGUUUCCAAAAAAAGCAGUUGUAGUUGCAUUAUUUAGAAAAGUAGAUGCCAAACUAGACUUUAAAUUCUGAAUGUACAUGUGUGCAUAUGCAACACAUGGUUAUUCACAAUUUGUUUUGAAAAGGGACAGAUUUUCCUUGUAUGGAAAACAUAUGUUAUAAUUUAUGUAGUAUGGAAAUAUGUGAACAGAACAUGCAAUAGUAGAAAUCGCACUGUGAAGGCACUAUGUCUUAAUAUUCUGGGGGCUGUUUACGUUGUUUCCAAGUGUCCUGCACACAACAAGUCGGAAAUAGAUGCAGUUACCAGUCUCAAUCUUAACCCUCUGGAAGUAUUUUGUGGGUGACCCUUGAACUGGCUUUCCAGUCAGUGCGGACGGGUUUGGCAUCUGUUGACCCCAUUUGUUCUAUGCGAGUUUCAGCUGCUGCUGUCUAUUCUAAUUGAAGACACAGACACACACACACACACACACACACUCACGCAGACACAUGAACACACGUGGCUGCAAAGGAUUGUGUAUACACACAUAUACACUCACACUUGCACACGCACAGAUAUACACAUACACUAGACAGUGGAGAUGAAACCUACCCAAAAUAAGUGCAUUUAUAUGACGUACUGACAAAUUCCUUACACUGAAUAAUGUAAGCAAUGUGACACACUUGGAACACAUUAUUAAUAAUCCAGGGCGCACUGACAAAGCUUGAAAGUGAUGUCUGUUUUAGCGAGUUUUACCUCAGACAGCCACAAUCCUGUUUAGCUCCACUUCUCAAUCAAACCACUAGAACCACCCCAUUUUUUGCACAUCCACGAUGACCGUCAACAAUCAUGUCUUGUUUUGGUGUUUACUGUAAACAUGAGGACUGCAGUGAGCGGGACAGUGGGACUGUGGUGUUCACUAAAUAUUGAAAUGGGGUGUGACCAUCAGAAGAAGAAAAAAUGCCAAAUACUCCGCAAAGCACCUUUUGAUACUGUGGCUUAUGUCUCCCAGACUUAUUUGUCACCCAUGUGGAUUGUGGAAUGAAAAUAAGGUGGGAAUUUAAAAAUACAAUAAUAAAUUAAAUAAAAAGCUUUGAAUGCC
Molecule: messenger RNA, 4316 nt
Organism: Alosa sapidissima (American shad)
Lineage: Eukaryota; Metazoa; Chordata; Actinopteri; Clupeiformes; Clupeidae
Gene: gan
Product: gigaxonin
Exons: 11
Coding region: 757-2574 (605 amino acids)
Biological process (GO): cytoskeleton organization
Molecular function (GO): protein binding
Source: RefSeq, a predicted model, not a curated record